Messenger RNA from Coniophora puteana RWD-64-598 SS2, 2625 nucleotides. RefSeq lists its product as uncharacterized. Bases 1 to 2625 code for a protein of 874 amino acids. NCBI's taxonomy places the organism in Eukaryota, Fungi, Basidiomycota, Agaricomycetes, Boletales, Coniophoraceae. The transcript has 6 exons. Gene Ontology annotation, biological process: intracellular protein localization; Golgi to plasma membrane transport; exocytosis. Gene Ontology annotation, cellular component: exocyst. The record is from RefSeq and is a predicted model, not a curated record.
AUGCAAUCCCUCCGCUCCCGCCGCCCCUCCGCCGCCGGCGGCGGCAGCACCAGCGGCCCCUCCUCCACGCCCAAACGCAGCGGCACCACCAAACUCGCCAAAGCGCCCACACUGCGCAACCCCAACCCCGCGCGCAAGUCCACCGUCGACGACAAGAUCAAGAAGCGCAUGUCCCUCCGCUACGCCGAGAUCUCGGCGCCCUCGUUCCCGGACAGCGUCCCCGCCAUGCCGUCCCUGCCCAGCGCGCUGCGUCCCGGUGCUGCCGCUGUCGGCUCUGUGGGGGGUGCGUCUAGGGGGCGCGCGGACGGGGUGGGGGUGCCUGGGGGGAUGAGGGAGCAGGAUCGGCGGGAGGAGGGGAGGGACGGGGAUGCGGAUGGCGAGGGUGAGGGGAUUGGGGAUGCGGCGAGGGAGAGGGAGGAUGCGAGGGCGCUGGAUAAGAAAUUGUUGGGGCAGGAGGAUUUUGACCCUGAUAGUUACCUCAAGGAGAAGCUCGCGAACUCGACAGAGGCAGAGCUCAAAUCGCUUCAAUCGUCCCUGCGCGGGUUAAAGGACGACACCGCCGUCGACCUGCAGCGCGACGUCUUCAAAAACUACGCCGAAUUCGUAUUCAUCUCCAAAGAAAUCUCCGUGCUCGAGAACGAGCUCCUCGAGCUCAAAGAGUCCCUCACCGAGUGGAAAAACAUGCCGUCCCUGCUGCACAUCGACGAGUCCGCCUCCGCCGCCGACCGCCGCCGCAACCUCCGCUCGUCCAUCGCGGACCUGCGCGUGCUCUACGCAGGCCAGAUGCAGACGCUGCACACCCAGAUCGAGGGCGCCGCGACCCUCGCGCCGACGACGCCCGGCAGGCACGUCGUGCACGACCUCGACGGCGUUCUUGCGCUCAACCCGGCGACGUACCGCCCGACGCACACUGUCAAGUUUGUGGUGCUGGAUGAUGCUGUGCUUAUUGCGAAGCGGAGGCGACGCGUGGGUGGCGCGGGCGGUGGGGGCGCGGGAGAGGGUGACGGGGGGAAGCUGGUGGCGGAGCGCUGUUGGCCGCUCAUUGAGAUGCUGGUUUUGGAUACGAAGGAUACGUCGACACUCACAAAUGUCUUCAAAGUGCGACACGGGAGGGAAACGUACGUCUUCCGCACCGAGGCCGCUUCAGACAAACGCUCUCUCCUGGCGCAAUUCCGGACGGUAGCAGAGGAACUCGGGGCCAGACGGAGACGAGAGCGAGAAGGUGAAAAUGAGCGUCGAAAGAGUUUGUACACUGGAAGCUUGACCGGAAGCCGCGCCUCGAUGGCAUUCAACCCCGACACCAUGCCCGCCUUCCCCGAAUGGAUGGCCGAGCUCGCGCAGCGCGCAGGCGGCGCCUCUGGCGCCCUCGGCCUCGGCGCUGGCGGGCCCUCGCUCUCGGGCGGUAGUGGCAGUGGCGGCGGCGGCGGCGGUACGAAAGAGAAAGACGAGCAGGACGCGCGCUGGGUCGGCGACUUCACGGACGAGCUCACCGUCGCGAUCGCGCUCCGGCAGUGGGAGAACGCGGUCGCGCUCGUCGAGAAGGGCACGGCGAAGCAGGCGUCCAUCACCGCGCUCGGCCCCAAGCUCGCGGCGCUGCGCGCGCAGCUGGAGGGCGCGCUGCUCGGGGUGCUGGCGCAGCCGAAUGUGCGCAAGGCGGGGAUUACGCGUGCGGUGGGGCAUUUGGUGAGGCUGGGCGCGGCGCCGGCGGCGAGGAGGGCGUUGCUUGCUGCACGGGGGGAGGCGAUCAGGGGGUAUGUAAGGGCGAUUAGGUUCGAGGGGCAUGUGGGGAUGUACGUGCAUGAUUUGUCCCUGGUGGUGUUUUCGGCGAUUAAACACACGGCGGAUUGGUAUCUUGGUGCAUUUUCUGAGACUGAGAUGAGUAGUGGCUUCAUCGAUUGGGCCAAAACGCAGCUCGAAGCAUACGCAGACAUGUUCCGCAAACAAGUUUUCGGGGCAGACGCCGACCAGCCUACGAUCGAUGAAGCGCUCGCCAUCGCCCACGCACAACAUCGCAAAGUCCUGCAAGAGUUUGGGCUCGACUUCCGCUUCCUCCUCGACCGCCUCCUCGUGCGCAACCCACCACCCGAGCCUGAGCCCUCCGUCUUCCACUUCCCCGCCGACCCACAAGCGCGCCUCGACGCGCGCAAGUCCCGCGCGUUCGCAGCGGCCGGGCCAGCACCAACGCCAGCGUCGGUCCCGCCUACCCCUACACCACCAAUUACCCUUGCACCCGCCCCUGCGUCCGCCGGUGCGCGUUCGCGAACGCCAACGUCGCGUACCCAACAACAACAGCAACCACAGCAGCAACUCGCGGAGCCAACAUCAGCGUCAGCCUCGCGUCCGCGCACGCCUACGUCGCGCACCCAGCAGCAGCAACAACAGCAAGCAGAGCCAACCUCGGCCUCACGCUCCAACUCGCGUGCCGCGUCGCCCGCACGCCCCGGUGCCGCGCGCCCCACGACGCCGACGAGGCCAGGGCUGCGGCGGAAGGACUCGGACGCGUCGACGAGGGGAAGUCGGACCGCGUAUAGCCCGGCGCCGCCGCCGCGGUCGACGAACCGGCCUAGUAUGUCGGCGCAGAGGCCGCCGCCGGUCGCUGUUCCGCAGCGCGAUGGGAUGUUUUAG